AUGUCGUGGCAAGCAUACGUCGAUGACCAACUUAUGGGCUCGGGCUACCUGUCCGCCGCCGCUAUUACCGGCCACGACGGCGGCCUUCGGGCUAAAAGCUCCACUUUUCCUGAGGAGAUUAAGGCAAUUAUGGAUGGUUUUACCGAACCCGGUUUACUUUAUCAAAAUGGCGUUCCUCUUGGUGGCACAAAAUACUUGGUCGUUGAAGCGACAUCAGCUAGCAUUUAUGGAAAGAAGGGAGCAGGUGGUAUUAUUAUCAGAAAGACUGUUAACACCAUAAUUAUUGGGAUCUAUAAUGAAAAUGUGUCUCCUGGCAAUAGUGCCAUGGUUGUUGAGAAGCUCGGAGAUUAUCUCGAAGAAAAUGGUUAUUAA
Messenger RNA from Nicotiana tabacum (common tobacco), 372 nucleotides. RefSeq names its product profilin-2-like. The record is from RefSeq and is a predicted model, not a curated record. NCBI's taxonomy places the organism in Eukaryota, Viridiplantae, Streptophyta, Magnoliopsida, Solanales, Solanaceae. Gene Ontology annotation, molecular function: actin monomer binding. Gene Ontology annotation, cellular component: cell cortex.